AUGGUACAAAAAGAAGAACUAUCAGGCGACGAGUCUGACGACUCUCAAUUUGAAUGGGAAAUGGAACAGGGCAUCCCUCAAGUCGAUGAUCCGUUCAUCCAAAAGUACAUGGCGGGGCGCCAGGCUCUGAUAGAACAGGAGAAAAAGCAACGCCAUGACCGGGCUUUCAAACAGAACAUGUCUCCCAUGGCUAAACAGGCGGCUAAGAUCAUGGCGUCGAUUCGCCGGCGAGAGCUGCAGUCAGUGUGGACUUCCGAGUUUGAGGAUAGCCUCGCUGAUAAGAACGGUGGCAACCUGUAUCCAGGAAUGAUGUUCACCCUGGCUCGCGAUCGCAUGGAGACGACUGAGUUGUGGAAGAUCGUCGAGAAGAUGCCGAAGGGUGCACUGCUGCAUGCUCAUCUGGACGCGAUGAUUGACAUUGAUUGGCUCGUUGACCAGGCUCUGGCGGAGAAGGGAUUCUGCAUGAUUGCACCUGAAGGGCUGAGUGACAAGGGCAAGCGGACUUCGGGUGCAUUACAGUUCAGAUACUAUCCCGACGAGGUGGUCAAGAAACAGAAGAGUACAGGAAGUAUUUGGACAGGGACAUACACGCCGAAUACGCCGGUUACGAUCAGAGAAGCACAGAGGACAUUCCCGGAUGAUGAUCAAACCUUUAAGAAAUGGCUAAUCAGCAGAUGCACCAUUACCAGCGAGGAGUCCUUGUGCCACCACCAUGGCCUGGAUGCUAUCUGGAAGAAGUUUCAGAGUACGUUUCUGGUCAUUACUUGGAUGUUCACCUACGAACCAAUCUUCCGCCGCGCCAUUCAGCGCCUUCUCGGCCAGUUGGCAAAGGACGGCAUUGUCUACGUCGACUUUAGAAUCGCAUUCAAGUUCGAGUUCCGAAGGCAAGGAAAGACUACGGGUCAAGUGGGCAAAUUUGACGACUUUUUCACGAUUUUGGGUGAGGAGAUCGAGAAGUUCAAACGGUCGCCUGCCGGCAAGACCUUCAAAGGCGCACGCAUGAUAUGGACGGUCAUUCGUAAAUCGGACAAUCGAACACUUGUCGAUUCGAUGAAGGAGUGCAUCCGCAUGAAGAAGAAGUUCCCCCACAUGAUUUGCGGCUUUGACUUCGUGGCUCAAGAAGACCAGGGAAGGACGCUGAAAGAUCUCACUCCACUCAUUUUCUGGUUCAAGAAGAAGUGCGCGGAAGCAGGUGUGGAUUUGCCCUUCUUUUUCCACGCGGGCGAGUGCCUUGGUGACGGCGACAGUACGGAUAACAACUUAUUCGAUGCACUUUUGCUGGGGACUCGACGCAUUGGACAUGGGUACUCUCUGUACAAGCACCCCUUGCUGAUUGACAUGGUCAAGGAGAAGAAGAUAUUGGUCGAGAGCUGCCCGAUCUCCAAUGAGAUUUUGCGACUCUCCAGCUCUAUUCUUUCGCACUCUCUUCCGGCUCUCCUUUCACGAGGGGUGGCCGUGUCAUUGAACAACGACGACCCUGCAAUCUUGGGCCACGGGAAAAACGGCUUGAGUCAUGAUUUUUGGCAAGCCUAUAUGGCAUUUGAGAACCUCGGAUUGGAAGGCCUGGCAACAAUGGCCGAGAACUCGCUGAAAUGGUCCGCCAUAGAAGAUCAAAAACCAGGUGAGUGGACUAAGGAUAUCACCGACGGGUAUUUGGGGAAAGGAGUCAAGGCAAAGUUACUGAGAGAGUGGAGGAGCGAGUUUGAGAAGUGGUGUCAAUGGAUAUUGAUGGAGUAUCCGUUAGAAGCCGAGGAUGAAGAUGGCGAGGAUGAAGACGAAGAGGAGUCCGAAGAGGAUGAGGAGGAUGAAGAAGAAGAAGAUGAGGACGACGAAGACGAUGAAGAGUAG
Messenger RNA from Fonsecaea multimorphosa CBS 102226, 1848 nucleotides. RefSeq lists its product as uncharacterized. Gene Ontology annotation, molecular function: adenosine deaminase activity. NCBI's taxonomy places the organism in Eukaryota, Fungi, Ascomycota, Eurotiomycetes, Chaetothyriales, Herpotrichiellaceae. The coding region runs from base 1 to 1848 and encodes 615 amino acids. Gene Ontology annotation, biological process: adenosine catabolic process; inosine biosynthetic process. The record is from RefSeq and is a predicted model, not a curated record. The transcript has a single exon.